Messenger RNA from Tyto alba (common barn owl), 625 nucleotides. Its product is annotated as putative small proline-rich protein 5. The record is from RefSeq and is a predicted model, not a curated record. The coding region runs from base 56 to 331 and encodes 91 amino acids. The transcript has 2 exons. NCBI's taxonomy places the organism in Eukaryota, Metazoa, Chordata, Aves, Strigiformes, Tytonidae.
UCUUUGCUCCCAUACACCUUUAUUCGGGUUGCUGAAGGGCUUUGCAUCCAGAAAGAUGUGCUCCCGCGGGUCCUGCCACAGACACGAAACCUCCUGCCAUGAAUCUCACUCCUCCUGCCACGACUCAGGACCCUCCUGCCAUUACACCAUCCAGAGGCAGCCUGUGCCGAAGUACACCUAUGUGACACCCUCCUGCCCCCCCAUGCAGGGCUAUUAUCCCCCCGUGCAGGGCUAUUGCCCCCCCGUGCAGCGCUAUUGCCCCCCAGCCCCGUACUGCCCCCAGUACACCAAGAACAUCUGCAAGCUGCCGCCGACAUGCCCCAAGUACUAACAGCAGGAUCUGACCCCGGCACCUGGACCCACCGGCUCGCUCCUCCCUUAGACGCUUUUGAUGCCUAAAACUUGAAUUGCUGAUUCUCUCUUCCCACUUCUGGUUUGCACAAAUCCUCUAAUACCUUGUCUGUGAUUAGAAUUUUCUUCAAAUUAUAAAUCACGUAUUCUUUCAUUUAUUUAGUAUGUUCUUUUCCAAAAGACUGGGAAUUAUUUGUGCUGGCAGUGGCUUGCACAUGAUGUGUUCACCUCCAAAACAUGCAGAUGAGAAAAUAAAAUUUCAUUGGCAAAAAUA